Messenger RNA from Penicillium angulare, 1275 nucleotides. RefSeq lists its product as uncharacterized. Gene Ontology annotation, cellular component: U2-type post-mRNA release spliceosomal complex. Bases 1 to 1275 code for a protein of 424 amino acids. Gene Ontology annotation, biological process: spliceosomal complex disassembly. NCBI's taxonomy places the organism in Eukaryota, Fungi, Ascomycota, Eurotiomycetes, Eurotiales, Aspergillaceae. The transcript has a single exon. The record is from RefSeq and is a predicted model, not a curated record.
AUGAGUUCUGCUUUUUCAAAUCGCCGGAAACCUCGGAAGAUUGGGGGAGAUGAGGAGGAGGAAAAUAAUGGAGCAGCGGCAAAUGGUCAGUCACUAAAACUAAAUUCAGUCUACUGUUAUCAACAUCUAACCAUCCGACUUAUAGAACCUGUUGUCAAAAGACCAACAAAAUCGAAACCCAAGUCAAAACUACGCAUGUCGUUCAAUCCAGGCGGCACUUCAAUGGCCGAGGAGGAGGAAGAACUAAACGAAGUCGUUAUCCCGAAGCGACAUGGACUAGGGCGAAAAGCGAUGGAACGAAAUACGUCACAUCGUAACAUCCUCCCUUCAUCUGCGGCUGAACAGCUCUCUGCACGAUUCGGCCAUGAUCAAGAUCGACCCAGCUAUAGUAAUGAUCAUUUGAAAGAGUUGAAGGAUUCCACACCCUCUACACCAAAAAGCACAGAGGACGAGGCGAAAGCAGUCGAUGUCGCAGCCAAAUUUGGCGAAGUUAUGACUGUGUCUGCCCCCUCCGCCAUCCCGAGCGAAGCGGAGAUUCGAGAGAAGAAAGCUAGGCGAGCACGUUUGGCCCUGGAACACAAUGCGACCUCAACGGAGGAAGACUUCAUGGCGCUGGAUGACGGUGCCGUAAGCGACGAUGAUUGGGAUGCCAUAGCUCGUGGCGAAAAGACGGCUGAAUCCGCCAAGGAUACACGACUUGUACCCGACGACGAAGAUUUUGCCGAAGGUUUUGAUGAAUAUGUGGAGGAUGGAAAGGUCUCACUUGGAAAGACAGCGGAACGUGAGCAGAAGCGCAAGCAGCGUGAAGCUAUGCGUGACCUGAUCAAUGACGCGGAGGGGCUUUCUGAUGAGGAAGAUUCUGAUGUUGAAGAGAAAGCUGCGUACGAAGCCACUCAAACCAAGGCCGCGAUGGGGCAGAAGCCAAAUGGCACUGAUCGUUCCCGUACGCCUCCGAAGGUGACAUCCUUGCCCCGAUUGUCACAUAGCCUUGAAAGACUACGGACAACUUUAGCCUCGAUGCAAACUUCCAAGACCCAAAUGAUCAGUCGUAUGGAAGAUCUCCGAAAUGAAAAGGAAGAUAUUGCUGUUCGUGAAGUCGAAAUUCAGGCUAUGAUAAAAGAGGCGGGAGAUAAUUAUGAGCGUUUGAAAAAGGAGGCUGGCGUGGAUCCAUCCACCACCGAGCAGACGUCGGCAGGUGCGUUGGAGAAGACUCGAGGUCUGGAAAGCAUUGGCGCGCCGUUGCCAAUGUCCGAUUCAAGCGCGGAAGAAUCUUGA